This is a messenger RNA of Sesamum indicum (sesame), 1692 nucleotides long. The record is from RefSeq and is a predicted model, not a curated record. Lineage: Eukaryota; Viridiplantae; Streptophyta; Magnoliopsida; Lamiales; Pedaliaceae.
CAAUUGAAUUGGAGUCUACUCAAGAAACAUGAUUUCUCUAAGUGAUUCUUCAUCUCUUUCAGCACCACUUCUGAUACUAAUUUCACUGCCCAUCUUAUGGUGCCUGUUCAUCCUAUUUACCAAGUCCGGCAACAAAACAGCCCCCACGCCGCCAGGACCAUGGGGCUUGCCAAUUGUGGGCUUCUUGCCUUUCCUUCGCCCUGAUAUGCAUAUUCAGUUCAAUGAACUAGCCCGCCAAUACGGUCCAAUCUACAGGCUGAGGCUGGGGACCAAACUCUGCACCGUGAUCAGCUCGCCGUCCCUCAUAAAAGAAAUCGUCCGCGAUCAUGACACCAUUUUCGCCAACCGUGACGGGACUGUUGCUGGACGCAUUGGCAGCUACAACGGAAAUGACAUAGCCUUCUGUCCUUACGACUCUAGCUGGCGCAUGAGAAGAAAACUCUUUGUACACGAUAUGCUAAGCAAUAGGAGCCUUGAUGCUACUUUUAAUCUUCGGAAAGAUGAGGUCAGGAAAGCCAUUAGAAACAUCUAUACCAAGAUCAAUACCCCUGUUAAAAUCUUGGAACUAGCUUCUGGUAUUAGUCUGAAUGCUAUGAUGAACAUGGUCUGGGGAAGCACCAUUGAAGGGGAGAGGAAGGACAAGAUUGGGGCAGCAGUCACGCCGCUGGUGGUAAGAUCUGUUGAUUUGUUGGGAGUGCUAAACGUGUCCGAUUAUGUUCCGGCUCUUGCCAGGUUUGAUAUUCAAGGAGUGGAGAAAGAAAUGAGCAACUUAACACAAAGGUUCGGCGAGAUUGUCGAAGAUAUCAUUAACGAGCGCACGAAGAUUUCUUCGGGCAAGGUCGGAGGAGGAGGCAACAAGAACGGUGGGAGAGUGGAUUUGCUGCAAAUGCUUAUGGAGUUCAGCGAGAAACAAGAUGUUAAGACGGAAUUUGGCAAGACACAGAUCAAAGCCAUGGUUACAAAUAUCAUACUAGGCGGGAUAGACACUUUAGCAGCCACGAUCGAGUGGGCAAUGGAUGAGUUUAUGCGCAAUCCGAAAGUGAUGGAAAAGGCAUACAACGAACUAAAUGAAGUCGUAGGACUGAACAAUUUAGUGGAAGAGUUCCACAUCUCAAAAUUAGUCUAUUUGGAGGCUGUCAUAAAAGAGACGCUACGCAAACACCCAGUAGGAUCCUUAUUACCAAGAAUUUCCAGCCAAUCCUGCAUUGUGGGAGGAUACUCUAUUCCUAAGGAUUCAACAGUCAUUCUAAACAUCUGGUCUACUCAAAGGGACCCUCUUGCUUGGGAUAACCCGUUAGAAUUCAUGCCAGAGAGGUUUUUAGACAACUCUGCAAAAUGGAAUUUUAGUGGGAAUAAUUUUAAUUAUAUUCCGUUCGGAUCGGGAAGAAGAAUUUGUGCUGGAAUACCACUAGCAGAGAGAAUGUUGAGGUAUGUGUUGGCUUCACUUCUGCAUUCAUUUGAUUGGCAGCUGCCAAAGGGUGAAAUAAUGGACAGACAAGAAAUAUUUGGGAUGGUGACAAAGAGAAAGACUCCGUUGGUUGCUAUCCCUAGUCCUAGGUUGUUUGAUAAGAAUCUGUAUGUGUAAUUUCAUAUUCUAAUUAUGUUGGUCUGGUAAUUAGCGUAUGCAUAAUCUUUAUUACACAGCACAAUGUUGAACAUGUUAUAAAUAAAUAUGACGCUUCUUUGGUUCCA